AUGGCGACAGACGCUCAGGGCCUGAAGGAAUGUGAUGAUUGCGGCAAAUUGAUUGCAGGUUUCGUUCUCCGCUGUGCCAUGUGUACAGUUAUGCACGACCUUCGACUGGGAGAUAGCAGCGAUCGUGGCGAGCCUCAGUCACCAGUUUGGCUUUCCGAUGAUGACGCUGACGACGACGAAGAUGACCGGAGGACAAUGAUGUCGAUUUCAGACGACGAAGACGACAUCCCGGAUGUGUCGAAAACGAACGAUGGAAAGGACCGCGUGCAACCCCACGCUUCAACUCCACCCGUUCACCGAGAUGGGAUCGUUCGCUCUCUGAAGCGUCGCAGAACGGAAGCUUCACUUUUCAUUCCGAGAAAGCGAUUUCAGCCUAGGCAGAUAUCAGUAAUGGAUGAGGCUGCGCGCUCUCUCCGCCGAGCGUCAGGGAAGAAUGAGGUUCAAUAUACCGCUCUAGAGCCACAAGUUGGCCGCACCGUCUCAGGGGAAGCCCCGAGGACUGUCGUUGAGAAGCCUUCAGUACAGAACUCGUCAGGUGGCAUACGUGCUGGGUCCUCUCUACAACAAAGUAAUGGCGCUUCCACUUCUUUGAUGGGUCCCCCUACCACUACACAUCCCGGCGAGGUCUCGCAUCAGGCUGUGGUGCCCCCGAUAGUCUCCGUUGAGAGUGCCGAGUCACUCUCCCAUAACGACCUGGAAAGCCCGGUCCUGACGGAGCUAGCUUUUCGAUCUCAGACUAUUCCGCAGCCCCACUUCACCCCGGACCAGCAUGAUCUCUACGUCGAGGGGAAAUCCUCAGAGAGGAAGCUUCGCAACAGUGGCAGCACGCAUGAGCUCAUAAAUGAAGAUGAAGUGCCCGUGUCAGCUUCAGCUCACCGUGGGGAGACGCUUGUCGAGGCGCGUCACGCAGCGAGUGAAGAGGAGGGAAUUGACCAAGAAGUGGCGUCCAUCCAUUCUCUGCCUUCGGCCUGGAAACGCCUGCCCAAAACCGUGAGCGAGCAUCCUCGCCAAGCAUACAGCAAGAAUACACAGACCGCAUUCACCACUAACAUACAUCAAGACCGUGGCCUUGAGUGGGAAUCGGAAAACGAUUCUGACGGAUGCGGUAAUGACGAAAAUUAUGUACAAUCGCCUCAGAAACUACCCGUUCGGGAACAGCCUCAUCGAAAUGCUCGGACUACUCGGAAUUAUCGACUUCAUCGCGAUACUCGAUUUCGUCAGCGUAAGUCGCUGCAGGAGUCUCGGAAUUUGUUUGACCUGCUUCCUCCGACUGCCCCCGACUGCAACCGAGUGGGCUAG
Molecule: messenger RNA, 1299 nt
Organism: Fonsecaea erecta
Lineage: Eukaryota; Fungi; Ascomycota; Eurotiomycetes; Chaetothyriales; Herpotrichiellaceae
Exons: 1
Coding region: 1-1299 (432 amino acids)
Source: RefSeq, a predicted model, not a curated record